AUGGACAAGGUAAAAAAACAGAACUACGUGACCUUUGUUGGUGUUUCAGGGUCCGGGAAGUCAGCCACGGCUCGUCACAUUGCCCUCAAACUCAAAGAGGAAGGUUACGAGGUUGUACCUAUUACAGAAAUCAGAGAAAUUAAGGAUUAUUGUGACACGCAGAAUCCUCAGGUUUUUGUCAUUGAUGAUGUAGUUGGUGUUCAUGGCCUUCAGAAAACGAAGUUAGAUAUUUUGGAAGCUUAUGAAAAAAACAUAUCAAAUCCUUGCAUGUGUCUUUCUAUAACUUUGAUGACAUGCAGAGAGGUUGUGUUUAAUGAAGCAUUGUUUUGUGAACCCUUCUUUACAAAAAAACAAAAUGUUAUAAAGCUGCAUGACUCAGAAAAUGCGUUAGAUAACAAUGAUAGGAAAUUGAUGCUUCGAAAAUAUGGUCUAGAUGUAGAUUUACUGUCACCUUCAUCGCUGGCAGCAGUAUCUCGUAUGUUUCCACUUCUUUGUAAACUUUACUCAGGGGGAGAAAAGUUUCGACGUUUCAAUUUAGAUUUUUUUAUCUCACCAAUAACUUGUAUUCGUCGGCAAUUUUAUGAAAUGCAAAGACGGAAAGAACUUCAUUAUGCAUCACUUGUGUUAUGUAUGCUAAAUGGAGGUCACAUCUCAGAAGAUGCUUUAGAAAUCAAUGAGAACGAAUCUUUUAUUGAUAUUAAAAGAGAGGUGUUAAAAAAUUGUAAAGUAGAAAGCAAUACUGAUACAUUCAAAUUCAUCGGUGCUUUGUCAGCCAUGGAGGGGACGUACACAAAACAAAGUGGUACACAUUACACUUUUGUACAUGACUCAAUCUUUGAAAUAUUAGCUUAUCAAUAUGGCCAACAGUUUCCUCAGCAAAUUUUAAAGUGUUUGAAUAGUACUUACAUUGCAAACUGUGUGAAGCCCAAGACAAAUGAAGUUAGCAAUGUGAGAGAAAGUGAAGAGAGAAUGAAUGCUUCUGAGUCAGAGAAGUGCGAUGAAGGUAAUGAGACUGAAGGGUCCUUCGAUCUCUGUAUAAGAUUAAGUGAGGAUCAGUAUCCACAGCUAGCCCAGAGGUUGUACAGAGACAUAGAGGAAAUGGAACUUUACGACGUGUUCAUGAACGAUGCUUUGAAACAUCCUCAGGUGUGUCAAGCUUUUAUUGAAGUACUUAAGGGUAAAAGCUACAUAGAAGUAAAAUCCUUAUUCUUUGAUGAGAUAGAAACCAUAGAAUUCUCUGGGGUAUUUGAGUCAUUGACAAAGGGGAAGCCGUACAACCAACUAUUGACGCCACAACAAAGAAAAUUGUGGAGAAGUAGGCACAAGGCAUCAAGUCUUACACUGUCUAAGCUUUUGUUGUCCAAUAAGUUGAGAGUGAUUAGCUGGGUUAUUUGUUUUGGACAUCAUGGGAUCCUCCAGUAUCUUGUAAAACAGACUGAAGAUCACCAAGAAACAAACUCUGUGAUGUUUUGUGAAAAUUGGUGGUUACAAAAGCUUAAAUCUAUAUGGCGUCUGAUUGUUAGUCUGAUAUGGAGAUCAUUUGAAUACCAAGAGGAAAAGAAACGAUUACUCUUGCUUUGUUGUUUAAGUGGUGAUGUGGACACUCUUAAGAUAUUGCUGCAAUAUGUAAGUAGAGAUUAUAUCAAUCUGGCAGCCACACCAGAGGGAUGGUCCACACCAUUGAUAGUAGCUUGCGAGGAGGGACAUGCUAGUAUAGUUAGGGAGCUGAUUAGUGUCGGGGCUAAUGUAAAUCUACCUGAUAGAUAUGAAACACCACUGACAGUAGCGUGUAGGCAUGGACAUGAUAAUGUAGUAAAUGAGCUAUUAAAGGCAAAUGCUGAUGUCAAUCUAGAAAAUAGAUUUGACACACCACUGACAGUAGCAUGCAGGGGUGGAUUUUCGAAUGUGGUGGAAAAACUCUUGAAGGUUGAAGGGGUUGAUGUUAAUUCACCAGAUAUAGAAGGAAAUACGCCAUUAGUGAAUGCAUUACUCAUGGGUUUUUCUACAGUUUUAGAAAAGCUCCUGGAAUAUGAUAUAUUUUGUGUUAAAGAAGUUGACAUUGGUGUCUCCGCAUUGUACGCGGGAUUUGCAAUGAACAACACAGAAAUAGUCGAGGGUUUAUUAAAAUCAAAACAAUUGAAGGGAAAAGAUGGGAAAAGACACCUGUUUAAUAUUCUGGUCGAUAUAAGAAAAGCUAAUGUAAAAACAGACUGUAAAGAUGAUGUUACGGAGACAAACAGACGAGUAUUGCUUAUGGAAAGUAGGGGAAAUUGGUCAAAGGCUAUCCUAUCCGAGGAUAGUCGUGUAUUGAGACAUCUGUUAAAUGUCGGUCUGGAUAAGAAUCAGUUGAUACAGCUUUACACUGAUGGCUUGUAUGAGUCUGAUUUGAGACCCCUCCUACAUGUAGUUAUUGAUGAAUAUUAUGUUAAUGACAGAAUUGAGAAAAUAAAAAUUCUGCUGGAGGCAGGGGUAAAUGUGAAUGCAAAAUCUAAGCUGAAAACGAUUGACCCUUGGUUUGGAACUCGAAAAAGUAGAGAAUGCAAUAAUAUGUUAGACAGGGAGGGUAUUUCAGCUCUGGAGAGAACAAAACGAAUAAUAAAUGCAUCUGCACAUGAUGAUUUCGUAUUAACGAGGAUUAAAACUCCCGAGUACAAAAAAUUGAUGUUGGUAUUAAAAAAACGUGUCAGACGUCAUUCUGCAAGUCAGUGA
Saccostrea cuccullata (small rock oyster) is the source of this 2709-nucleotide messenger RNA. RefSeq lists its product as uncharacterized. Gene Ontology annotation, molecular function: protein binding. The record is from RefSeq and is a predicted model, not a curated record. Lineage: Eukaryota; Metazoa; Mollusca; Bivalvia; Ostreida; Ostreidae. The transcript has a single exon. The coding region runs from base 1 to 2709 and encodes 902 amino acids.